AUGCCUUGCAUGAUCUCUUGCUGCAGAGCCACGAGCCCCUUGUUGUCUCGCGAGGCUGUUCUCUCCGUCUCCACCGCCACCAGCGACCGCCCGUCACGGCCCAGCAGGGCUGACCUGCACGGUGGGGAAAGAGGGGAAGAAACGGAGGAAAUACAAAAAAGGGAGGGGAGGAGGGGGCUGGAGGAGAAGGCGGGAGCGGGGGAGGAGAAGGGGGAAGAGGGGGGGGAGAAGGGCGAAGUGGGGGAGGAGAAGGGGGAAGUGGGGGAGGAGAAGGGGGAAGGGGGGGAGGAGAAGGGGGAAGGGGGGGAGGAGAAGGGGGGAGGGGGGGAGGAAAAGGGGGGCAAUACGCAUCUUCAGGUUAGAUCAAGGCGACGACGAACCUGUUAG
This is a messenger RNA of Closterium sp. Naga37s-1, 387 nucleotides long. NCBI's taxonomy places the organism in Eukaryota, Viridiplantae, Streptophyta, Zygnematophyceae, Desmidiales, Closteriaceae. The record is from the annotation of a GenBank genome assembly.